Melopsittacus undulatus (budgerigar) is the source of this 1177-nucleotide messenger RNA. It is a transcript of the gene OSCP1, whose product is annotated as organic solute carrier partner 1. Gene Ontology annotation, cellular component: plasma membrane; cytoplasm. The record is from RefSeq and is a predicted model, not a curated record. The transcript is spliced from 10 exons. Gene Ontology annotation, biological process: transport. NCBI's taxonomy places the organism in Eukaryota, Metazoa, Chordata, Aves, Psittaciformes, Psittaculidae. Bases 23 to 1009 code for a protein of 328 amino acids.
GGCGGUGGUGCCGGCGGUCGCCAUGUCCGUGCGGACGCUGCCGCUGCUGUUCCUCAACCUGGGCGGGGAGAUGCUGUACAUCCUGGACCAGCGGCUCCGGGCUCAGAGCAUCCCGGGAGAGAAGGCCCGAAAAGUUAUGAAUGACAUCAUCACAACCAUGUUCAAUAAAAAAUUCAUGGAAGAGCUCUUUAAACCACAGGAACUCUAUUCCAAGAAAGCGCUGCGAACAGUGUACGACCGCCUGGCUCAUGCUUCAAUCAUGAGACUGAACCAGGCAAGCAUGGACAAGCUGUAUGACCUGAUGACGAUGGCUUUCAAAUACCAAGUGCUGCUGUGCCCCCGGCCCAGGGACAUUCUGCUGGUUACCUUCAAUCACCUGGAUGCCAUCAAGGAUUUCAUAUAUGAUUCCCCUGGGAUUAUGAAUCAGGUGGAUGAAACUUUCCGACGGCUGAUUGAUACAUACAACUGUCUCUCUGAUGGGGAAUUUCAGCUCAUCAGGCAAACACUCCUCAUAUUUUUUCAGGACAUGCACAUAAGGGUUUCUAUCUUUCUGAAGGAUAAAGUGCAAAACUCUAAUGGUCGCUUCGUGCUGCCAACAUCAGGCCCUGUUCCUUGGGGCACAGAAGUUCCAGGACUCAUCAGGAUGUUUAAUCAUGAUGGAGAUGAAGUUAAAAGAACUGAGUUCACCACUCCUGGAAAUUAUGUUACUCCACAAAGGGAAGGAUCUUUUGGUCUUUAUGGAGACAGAGUCCUCAAACUUGGAACAAAUAUGUACAGCAUUAGUCGGCCAGUAGAGACACACAUGUCAGGAUCAUCCAAAAACUUGGCAUCCCAUGCAAAGGAGAAUACAGUCCCUAACCCUCUUGCUAAAGAAGAACUGAACUUCCUGGCCAGGCUUCUGGGAGGUCUGGAGAUCAAGAAUCCCAGUGGCAGUGACACAGGAUUUCGACUGAAUUUGUUCACAACUGACGAGGAGGAAGAGUAUGCCCAGACACGCUGCACUGACUAGACCUGAAGAGCUAUCAUACAAGGUUAUCAACAUAGAAGCCACACAGGAACCGGGCCGACGGGAGGAGCUCUCCUGCAUCCUGGGGCAGCUGGAGGCGGAGGAGCCGCGGCCGGAGAGCUCCGGGAAGGGCGAGGAGCUGCUGGCGCUGAUGGAUGCGCUCUGAGCACG